CUCCAAAAACCUCCUUAUUAGUUAUUACAUCGUUUUUGUUUGCCGGGUUUCUGUUCUGCCUUCUGGGCUUCUUGAAGCAAAAUUUCUGCAACUGAAAUUCCAGGCAUGGAAGAGCAAUUUAUACUACGGGUUCCACCUUCGGUAGCCGAACGGUUAGACCGUCUCUUGAGUGAAAAUGCAUCUUCAUCUUCUGAUGACAAGUCAUUGGAUUUAACCUUUUCUGAGGAUGGCAGAAGUGGCACAUUUUCAGUAGGAAAUGAUCACUUCCCUGCAUUUCUCUUGGAUUUACCUGGCACUGUGGAGUCAUACAAAACUUAUGAUGAUAGCGUGCUGAUUAAAACUGCAGAUAUUGGUCAAAUGAUUAUGGUGAAGGAGGAAGGUGACAAUGUUCCAGAUGAGGUGGAGUACAGACACGGCCUCACCCCUCCGAUGAGGGAUGCUCGAAGGCGAAGGUUUCGCAGAGAACCAGAUCUAAAUCCGGAGCUGGUUCGGCGUGCUGAGAAAGAUUUGCAGAAUAUUAUGGCUGGUGGAACCGCUGAGAAUAUUGAUGUUGAAGCCGUUGAGCACGAGGAAGAUGGCGAGGAAAAUGCUCGUAAUGCAAGUAAGAAGGUGGAACCUAAGCCUCCAGAGAAGCCUGAUGUACCUGAGGCUGAGACGGCUGGUGGAGAGCCAGACAGAAGCGAUUCUGACGAGUCUGAUGAUUCAAUGUGAUGGAGGUCCUUCAUUUAAGCUUAAGUAGGUGGUUAGACAUACUAUUUGCAUAUUUAACUUGUAGGGUCGUGGGUCAUCAUCAAAUGUUUAUGUCUAGGGGUUUCUAGUUAAAGGAGUUAAAAGUAGUUUAUGGUGUGGUGUGCCCUGUUUGGAUCUUGUAGUGUUGAUAGUCUACUUGAGAUUCAACAUUUUUGUUGUAUUUUCAAACAUUGGAUAAGUUGUAUAUACCAAUAGGAUGUUAGGUAUCUAAUGAGAGUGGAAUCUUUGUAGCUAA
Messenger RNA from Coffea eugenioides, 985 nucleotides. Its product is annotated as transcription initiation factor TFIID subunit 7-like. Gene Ontology annotation, biological process: RNA polymerase II preinitiation complex assembly; transcription initiation at RNA polymerase II promoter. Lineage: Eukaryota; Viridiplantae; Streptophyta; Magnoliopsida; Gentianales; Rubiaceae. Bases 106 to 711 code for a protein of 201 amino acids. Gene Ontology annotation, molecular function: RNA polymerase II general transcription initiation factor activity. The record is from RefSeq and is a predicted model, not a curated record. Gene Ontology annotation, cellular component: transcription factor TFIID complex. The transcript is spliced from 6 exons.